Molecule: messenger RNA, 7571 nt
Organism: Tupaia belangeri chinensis (Chinese tree shrew)
Lineage: Eukaryota; Metazoa; Chordata; Mammalia; Scandentia; Tupaiidae
Gene: AMOT
Product: angiomotin
Biological process (GO): actin cytoskeleton organization; establishment of cell polarity involved in ameboidal cell migration; hippo signaling
Cellular component (GO): plasma membrane; cytoplasmic vesicle; bicellular tight junction
Molecular function (GO): signaling receptor activity
Source: RefSeq, a predicted model, not a curated record
UCCUAGCCGCUCACCGCAAGAAGAAAAGGCACCCUUUCGUCCCCCUCCUGUACCUCCCAUCCUUUGCCCAGGAGCUGGCUUCAUCGCAGUCACGCCCCUUCCUUCCCUGGAGCUUUCUGGCUGCCUAAACUGGUAGAACCCCUGAAUUAGUCCUCCAUCUCCGCUCUCUUUCGCCUCCUCUUCUUAGUUCUCACCGCCUUCCCCCACACCUCCACACUGUCUCGCCUCCGACCAUCCGCUGCUCCACCCUCCGGCCCGGUAUCCUGCCUGUCCACUGCCACCAAGGAGAGCCCGGACGGAGCGGCGAGGAGGGGAGCAGCCAGGAGUUGGGGCUUUCGCCCUGCCCAUCCCUGGCCACCGCCCGGACAGAAGCCACUUGAGUGAGCAGAUAGUCGUCACCUUGUCUUCGUUGCCAUCAGGGAACUGCUGAGAAGGACAACUAAGAUAAUAGAAGUGAAAGAGCUUUUAUCUUCUUAGAAGGAAGGCCAAGAAACUAAAGAGUGACCAGUGGUUGGAUUCUUGGAGACGCUUACCCUGAACCCGAGUGUUAGGGGAGAGGGAAUCUGCCGGUGCGGUUUCUGGAGCUGCUCAUAAGCAAGAGUUCCCUAUCCUGAUCAAGGCUUUAAGCCUAAAAGAAAGCAGAAAUAGGUCAAGGGCAGCCCAGGUGCCCAAUUUCUCUCUCUCUUCACAAGGCACCACCAGCAAUAGAGAUGAGAAAUUCUGAAGAACAGCCAAGUGGAGGAACCACAGUAUUACAGCGUCUGCUACAAGAGCAGCUUCGCUAUGGCAAUCCUAGCGAGAAUCGCAACCUGCUUGCCAUACACCAGCAAGCAUCAGGGAAUGGCCCUCCUUUCCCUGGUAGCAGUGGGAACCCAGGCCCACAGAAUGAUGUGUUGAGUCCCCAAGACCACCACCAGCAGCUUGUGGCUCAUGCUGCUCGACAAGAACCCCAGGGGCAGGAAAUCCAGUCAGAAAACAUCAUCAUGGAGAAGCAGUUGUCCCCUCGAAUGCAGAAUAAUGAAGAACUCCCAACCUAUGAAGAAGCCAAGGUCCAGUCCCAGUACUUUCGGGGCCAACAGCAUGCCAGUGUUGGAGCAGCCUUUUAUGUUACUGGAGUCACCAACCAGAAGAUGAGGACUGAGGGUCGCCCAUCAGUUCAGCGGCUCAAUUCUGGGAAGAUGCACCAGGAUGAAGGACUCAGAGACCUUAAGCAAGGGCAUGUUCGUUCCUUGAGUGAACGUCUAAUGCAGAUGUCACUGGCCACCAGUGGAGUUAAGGCCCAUCCACCUGUUACCAGUGCUCCCCUCUCCCCACCACAGCCCAAUGAUCUCUACAAGAAUCCCACAAGUUCCAGUGAGUUCUACAAGGCCCAAGGGCCACCUCCCAACCAGCAUAGCCUGAAGGGAAUGGAACACCGAGGCCCCCCACCAGAGUAUCCCUUCAAGGGCAUGCCGCCCCAGUCUGUAGUGUGCAAGCCCCAAGAGCCAGGGCACUUCUAUAGUGAGCAUCGCCUGAACCAGCCAGGGAGAACAGAGGGGCAACUGAUGAGGUAUCAGCAUCCCCCUGAGUAUGGAGCAGCCAGGCCAGCACAGGACAUCUCAUUGCCAUUGUCGGCCAGAAACUCUCAGCCUCACAGCCCUACUUCUUCCCUGACGUCUGGGGGUUCCUUACCAUUGCUGCAGUCUCCAUUAUCCACUAGGUUGUCUCCUGCCCAGCACCCCUUGGUCCCAAACCAAGGAGACCACUCAGGUCACCUGUCUAGGCCACCUAACCAGCCUCACCGGGGGGAUCAUGACCGGCUCUCCCAACCUGGUUUGAAUCAGCAGCAACAGCAGCCUGGAGAAGCCUAUUCAGCUAUGCCUCGGGCUCAGCAGUCCUCUGCUUCUUAUCAGCCAAUGCCUGCCGACCCCUUUGCCAUCGUUUCCAGAGCCCAGCAGAUGGUGGAGAUCCUCUCAGAUGAGAACCGGAAUUUGCGACAGGAGUUGGAAGGAUGCUAUGAAAAGGUGGCAAGAUUGCAGAAGGUGGAGUCAGAAAUCCAACGUGUCUCCGAGGCAUAUGAAAACCUUGUGAAGUCAUCCUCCAAAAGAGAGGCCUUGGAGAAAGCCAUGAGAAAUAAGCUGGAAGGCGAGAUAAGGAGAAUGCAUGACUUCAACAGGGAUCUGAGAGAGCGUCUAGAGACUGCCAACAAGCAGCUUGCGGAGAAGGAAUAUGAGGGGUCAGAGGACACCAGAAAAACCAUCUCUCAACUCUUUGCAAAAAAUAAAGAAAGCCAGAGGGAGAAGGAGAAGCUGGAAGCAGAGCUGGCCACUGCUCGUUCCACCAAUGAGGACCAAAGACGACACAUUGAAAUCCGAGACCAGGCACUGAGCAACGCCCAGGCCAAAGUGGUGAAGCUGGAAGAGGAGCUGAAAAAGAAGCAGGUAUAUGUAGACAAGGUGGAGAAGAUGCAGCAGGCCCUCGUACAGCUCCAGGCAGCAUGUGAGAAGCAGAAGCAGUUGGAGCACCGUCUCCGGACUCGACUGGAGAGGGAACUGGAAUCCCUUAGAAUCCAGCAGCGCCAGGGCAGCUCUCAGCCCACUAAUGUUUCAGAAUGCAAUGCUGCUGCACUGAUGGAGCUUCUUCGAGAGAAGGAAGAAAGGAUCUUGGCCCUGGAAGCUGAUAUGACAAAGUGGGAGCAGAAGUAUUUGGAGGAGAAUGUGAUGAGACACUUUGCCCUGGAUGCAGCUGCCACCGUGGCUGCUCAGAGGGACACAACGAUCAUCAAUCACUCUCCUAACACCAGCUAUGAUACAGCUCUAGAAGCCCGCAUCCAGAAGGAAGAGGAAGAAAUUUUGAUGGCCAACAAGCGUUGCCUUGAUAUGGAGGGCAGGAUCAAGACCCUCCAUGCCCAGAUUAUUGAGAAGGAUGCCAUGAUCAAAGUGCUUCAGCAGCGUUCCCGGAAGGAGCCAAGUAAGACAGAGCAGCUGUCAUCCAUGAGACCAGCGAAGUCUCUGAUGUCCAUUUCCAAUGCUGGAUCAGGCUUGCUCUGCCAUUCGUCCACCCUGACUGGCAUCCCUAUCAUGGAAGAGAAGCGGGAUGACAGGAGCUGGAAGGGGAGCCUAGGGAUUCUUCUGGGUGGAGAUUAUCGUGCUGAGUCUUUCCCUUCCACACCCUCACCUGUGCCCCCCUCCACUCCCUUGCUUUCGGCUCAUUCCAAGACGGGCAGCCGAGACUGCAGCACCCAAACUGACCGUGGAACUGAACCGAACAAAACUGCGGCUGUUGUCCCCAUCUCUGUUCCUGCUCCAGUUGCUGUUGCCGCUGCUGCUGCUGCCACCACCGCCACCCCCGCCACCAACACUGCUGCCGCUCCUUGUGCUGUUGCUGUUGUCUCGCCCCCAGCAACUGCUGCUGCCAUUGCUGCUGCUGUUUCUCCAGCUACUGCUGCUCAGAUUCCAGCUGCUGCCUCUGCUGCUGCUGAGCCCGCCGGGUCUGUUCAGGUUGCUCCAGCUGCUCCGGCUCCAGUUCCAGCUCCAGCUAUGGUUCCAGUUCCGACUCCAGGAGCGGCUCAGGCUUCUGCUUCGGCUCAGACUCAGGCACCAACUCAAGCUACGGCUUUGGCUCCUCCUCCAACUCCAACUCCAACUCCAGCUUUGGCUCAGGCUGAGGUUCCUGCAAGUCCGGUUACCACUUCUGGACCACUUCGUUUGUCUAUACCAAGUGUGACCUGCAAUCCAGACAAGACAGAUGGUCCUGUUUUCCACUCCAAUACUCUGGAAAGAAAGGCUCCCAUUCAGAUCCUGGGACAAGAGCCAGAUGCAGAGUUGGUGGAAUAUCUCAUCUAAAUGGCCAAACCUAGAGCUGCAAUUUAUCAACAAGAAUGCUUUUAAUCAUUUUCCCCUUUUGUUUGUUCUUAUUUUCAGGGUGAGGACAAGGGUUGGGGGGAGGGGAUAUUUUUUAAAGGGACUUUUUAUUGAAAUAAUAUAGUGCUUAAAUAAUAUCAUCUGAACUCCAGUCUAUUCUGGUAUACUUAGGGAGUACCUUUAAAGACAGAUGAAUUAGAAUGUGCUCUAAAGGUGAUUGUUUAGAUUUAUAUAUUAAUCAGAAUGUGUUCUAAAGUUGAUUGUUUGGAUUUAUGCAAAUACUGGAACUAUUAGGUGGCUAUACAUUGAUGUUUUUAAUGUGCUAAAAUUUGUUUCAAAUUUCCAUAUUCCAGGUCAUUUUUUAAUGAAGAGCACAGUAUGUGUGGAAGACAGUCUGUAACAUGUAGUUUGAAAGUGAGAAGCUGGAAAGAAUUUGAGUGUUUGCUGUUUUAUAUAGUUAUCAUCUAGAUAGCAGCCAGAGAAAGCUCUCACCUCAGGCUCAUGAAAGGGAGUAGGAGUAGUUUUAGGAGCAAUGAGAUAUGUAAGCUGGAGAAAAGCAAGAGUAUCAAGGUGCAGAUGGGCACUGGAGCUUAUUCUCCUUCUCGAUUUCCCAGCUCUUCUGCCCCAGGGUUUGCAUUUAUCUUCAUUUCAGUGGAGCUUUGGAAGUGGAGUCCUUUGGUUCCCUCUUGGAGGUUCAUACAUUCAUAUGUAUACUCUGGAGUAAUUUAUGCAUUUGGAUAAUUAAUAUAUUGCUUUCAGAUGCUAGGAGAGUACAUUAACUGAGUGAUGCAUAACUUCCUCUCUGGGAGUUAGGUAUCAGAGGCCUUGAUGUAGAGUUGUAUGAGACACUGUGUACAGACAUUUGUGAUCUCUGUGUGGCCAUGAACUCAGCUCCCUUGCCUUUUAGAAAAACAAUAUUGGCUUUGUGUUUAUUUCUUCUAUGGCACAGAUUUCACUGACCAGAUCACCAGUCUCGAAUUGCCAAUCAUUUGCAAAGUGAAGAAAUAUUUCUCUUGACAGGUUUGAAUGCUUUGGAUUUCUGUGACCACUUUGAAAUAACUCAUUUCAUUUUCCCAAAUUCUUAGCAUAUGUCUUAAAGGAGUAUUUGACUAUCACCUCCAAGGGAAUAAAAUCAAAAGUCCAAAGUACUGUGCUGCAGUCAGGGGAGAGGUGAUUGCAGAAGAUAGUAUCCUCAACUACCUCUUCUCGCUGCUAGUGACUCCAUCUUGGAAUAUCUUUGGGAAGCAGUGGGAAAUGUACAUGUAAGCAGGAGCCAAAAGAGGCGAUGGCACAAAGCCUUGUCUUGGGGCUGCCUCUGAGGACACAGGGAGAAGCUAAUUCCCAUGGGUGCCUGCCCUGUGUCACCUCUCUGCCCUUCAUUAAGAUGACAAGUCUACAGUGGCAUUAAGAUCAGUUUUCAGGGGUAUAGUAGGAUGAAGGGGGUGGGGGUGUUAGGCAAGGGUGGGUGGUAAAGGUUUGGGAAUGUGUUAGUUAGAAACCAGGUUAAUAGAAGACUAGGCCUGAUAUAUUACUUCCUGAGCCAUAGUGGUGGGAAGGAACUUGAGCAAUCUAACCCUACCCCCUUGUUUGAGUGACUAGGAAUCUGAGACCUGCAGAGAUUUAGUGACGUUUUCAAGAUCACACAGCACAGCUGGCCACUCUUCCAAUACCAUGCUUAUUCUGGAAAACCUUUAUAUGUAUUUGAACAAGCCUAUUGUAAGAAAAGACAUUUUCACAGUCUAGGGUAUAUUUAUUUUCUAAAAUGUCCUUGGCUUCAGUAGUUUGUUCAGGGUUCUGAAUUUCUAUCUUGCCCUUCCUAUAGUGCCUUGUGCAAGGUUUCAUUUUCUUGACCCCGCAUUUCAACACUGAGUCACAUGAAACAUCCUCCUAAGAAGUCAACUCCACUUCAUUUCUCACUGUGAGGUUGGGUGUCUCAGAUAAUCCCACAGGUUGCUUUGUGAGUAUAGGAAUGGUGUGUUUAACAGUAGUUAAAUACUUACUAAGUUCCUAAUUAUCACCCAAAGGAAUUUUUUUUGUGCGUGUGCCCAGGUGUAUGUGGAGAGACUAGAGGGAGUAUGACAUGAUUUCUAGUCAAUCUUUUCACAUUUUCUAUAAUGAAAUGAUAAUCCACAUUAGUCCUCAGUUAUAAUGAGAAUCCCAAAUAGAAAUUUAAAGUAAAGUUGUGUUAAUACUCAUUCAUUUUUCCUUUUAGUAAUAAGGAGAAAAAAGAAACUUCAAAUAGUAGAAGCAGUAAGUAGCAAACUUCAGGGGAGCUGCUUUCUAGCCAAAUAACUAAAUUAAAAUAAACCUUUCAUCUACUUCUUUCAUGGUUAUCACACAUUGCCAGAAAUUUUGCUGGGUCUGGGAGCCAUGAUUUUUAUUACAUUCUGUAAGGUGACAAAUGUCGUACAUUCCACAUUGUGUGGCAGCCAUCUCAAGAUCCAUGUGUUUUGGGGAACAGAGGAAGUUCUUGACUAAGUACUAUUUUGAACUUUCCAGAACAUCUCUGCCCUCUCACACCAGAGAUAAUUUGUCUCUGCUCAAUUUUCAAUGCCUGGUAAUUUGCUAAAAUAACAGUGUACAUCUAGGAGAUGGAAGAAGACCAUGUCAGUGUAUUAUGUUUACGGAGAAGAUAGAUUCUGCCUUUUCAGAACAUCUCUACUAGAUGUCAUGUUAAAAAUUCAGGUUUGUGGGAGAAAUCUCAAGUUAGCCACUUUUUCACAAUUGUGUGGAUACAAUGUUUGGGGGAUCUUUCUGGACUCCCACCUAUCUAUGCAUUUUAUUGGCACCUCAAGACAGGAGAGUGACCUUGUCUUAACUUGUACUGCCUGGUGGCCUCUGGGGACCUUCUAAUUCAGUUGUACCCCAAUAUCCCAUGUACAGAAAAACUUCAUUAGAACAAACUUUACUUGAUAGAAAACUCUUAUUAAUUUUUUAAUUAAAAGUAGCUUAAGCUUUAUUUUAAAAUCAUGUAUCUUGAUUAUUAUUUGAAUGAAGGAUUUACUUUCAAUGCUGCUUUUGAGCAUCAGGUUAACAGGAUUACAGGAACCUGAACUAUCUGCCAUCAUCUGCCACAGGAAACAUACAGACAGGCUUGUCAUGUUCUCUUUUUGUUGGUUCACUGUCAGGUGGGUGUAACAGUUGGGAAAUGAACAAAUUGAUUGUGCAAACUGUUUUUAAUAAAGAGCCUAAAUACUUGUAUUGUGGCAGCUUAAGGUGUAUACAUAUGCACUAAUGCUGAUAAAUUAUAUUCUCAUGUCUGUUAGCCAUACAAUCUCUUGUUAUCUUGAUUGUUCAUUCACAUGGAACAUGUUACUUAAAAUGUGUGCAUUCUUACUGAAAAUGUUUUCAAGGAGGGCAUCAGCUGCAGGCUAAUUGCCACUAAUUUCAGCCCACCACCAUCCUUGGAAAUAUAUCUUCCAAGUGUCAUCCAUCAUCAGUAUGACAAGUGUUGGGAGUUUGUUUAUUUUAUUUCCGGUUUCAACGAUGGAUUACAUUGAGCCAUCAAACCUCCUUCUGGCUUCCCUUGUGAUUAAUAGCAUGUGUUUGUAAAAUGGAUAGCUGGGGUUGGCAGAUGGCUAGAGAAGAAUCAUCUUUGAUUUAAAAUGUAUGUGGUCCCAUAAUGAUUAUGACCCCAUUCUGUAAUCAACUGAGCUAGUUCAAAUAAAGUUAAGCAGGUUUAAAUCCACUUUGUGCCUAUCUUUUCAGUGACAAUAAAGUUAGCUAUUU